Messenger RNA from Bolinopsis microptera, 3224 nucleotides. Its product is annotated as double zinc ribbon and ankyrin repeat-containing protein 1-like. Lineage: Eukaryota; Metazoa; Ctenophora; Tentaculata; Lobata; Bolinopsidae. The transcript has 16 exons. Gene Ontology annotation, molecular function: protein binding. The record is from RefSeq and is a predicted model, not a curated record. The coding region runs from base 29 to 2500 and encodes 823 amino acids.
AUUACAUGAACAGGAAUUAACAGACCUCAUGACAGCUGGUCAGAUCAAGGCUCCCACCUGUAUUCCACUCCGUUCAACACCAGGCAGUAAACAGAACAUAGACGAUGACACUCCGAUAGAACUAUCAUGUGACACGCCUAACACUACUAUAUUCUACACUAUUAACGGGGAGAAACCUGUUCCUUUCGAUACUAAAAGCAGAUGGACUUACACUUAUACCGGUCCGUUUCUCUUAUCAGCCGGCAAGAGGACUAUAAAAUCAGUAGCCUCCUACCCGGACGGAAGGAAUAGUAACACAGUAACUAAAGUGUACUAUAUAAAGGAAUCUAACCCUGUGGAGGAGUUGGAGCGGCUCAGUUUGGAUAGUCAGUUGGAUAACAGCUUCAGUCAGGAAGAGGACACGUUCAAAAGACGUGUUUUAGCAGAAAGUUUCCGUAGCAACGUCCAGGCACUACCUCCAGGAGGGCUGUACACAGCAAACCGCGCCAAGCAGCGCAGCGGGACCUCUCCAGGGCGGGGCGAGCCCGUCUCUCCCACGGGGCCGGUACCGCGCGCCUCUCCCACGGGGCCGCGCGCUAGUACUCCGAGUAGGAGUGCUCCAGGUACUCCGAAUAGGAAGAGAAGGAGUAUGAAGAUAGCUACUGAUGUCAUGAAACAGGUGCGGAUUGAAGAGGAUUCGUUGCAGACUAAUAUGACGUUUACAAAAGAAACAGAGAAAUGUCCUCAGUGCUUCACUGAUAAACCUCCUAACCCCCUCGCUAAAUACUGUCACCAGUGCUCCUUCUAUCUACCUCCUAAUCCAGUAGAGCCUGGUACGGUGAAGUGUUUGCAUUGUCACAGUACUGUUCCCGGAGAUAUGAGUCACUGUUUGGUAUGUGAGGCUAGGAUCACAUCACAACAACUCAACCUUCCUACCACGGAAGCAAUAGUGUGUAGUGGGUGCAAGUUCAAGAACCCUCCGGGCAGUAAAACAUGUGUGGUAUGUGAGGAACGUUUGGAACUGACUAUAAAACCUCCCCAGCCUGCUCCACCUCCUGCUUUCCAUCACGAUCACAACAAACGGCAAUGUAAGAAGUGCAGCAGAGACAAUGCACUAGAAGCACGGUACUGCGACUGGUGUGGCGGGUCUAUGGUUGACUUGUCUCAGCCACUUGUCUGUUGUUCCUGCGCAUUCCAGAAUCCGCCACUAGCCCUGUACUGUGGUAACUGUUCCUUCUCCCUCCUCCCAAAACCCACUGUCUCCACACCCACCAAAGUGUGCUGGAGUGACGAGAUACCCCACCCUCCACCACCUGAUCCGGUCAUUCGAUCACGUGAUCCCGUGCUCAUAUCUAUUGAUACUCAAACGGAGGGUAUUUUCUAUAAGUCAGCUAAACGUCUGCAAGCUGAAGAGAACAGUACGACAGAUAACAUGAGGCAGGUAUACAGAUCACGUGGUCUCAGUAUUACUAAAUACAGUCCUGGUGGAGGGAACUGGAGACAGAACGUGGAUCACAUCACUAACCACAUCAAGGUAUAUAGUCAGCUGAAUUCAGAAUACCAAGACAUCAUUGGGAAGCAUGCGUUCGGUAAAGUAACCAUGGCAACACUCUUCAAGGACAUGAGCGAGCUCCACAUUUCUUACGUGUUUUCAACGAAGAAAGCCUCCAAAAAGACAGGUACCAGAACCUGUAGUAAUCUCGCAAAGAGUAUGGGUAAAAAGAGCGUAUCACUAAACUCAGUGGCAUCCUCGCCCCAAAACAAGGCCCCUCGUGCAGCCAGCAUCGCCAGCACCACACCCUCUGAUCUAAGUGAACUGCUUGCGGAGGAACUGAAGAAACCAGGAGCAGAGAACGGGGUGGUUAUCACUAAAACUCACGCGUUACUCCAGGAGGGCUCUGAUAACGGCUCUAAGAAGAGUGAUGAUCUGAAAGCAUCCUCUAAAACAAGUCUAAUCUCUAACGGUGACGAUGGAGGGUCGGGGGGAGGCGAUGAUAAACCAAUACCCAGAGCUACUAAAGAUGACAGUUCUGCUAGCAUGUCUAGACAGACUUCUCAUAGAAAGUCUCUAAAGAAGAAGGUAGCACCUAAAGAUAUGCACGAGUUGAGAAUAGGAAAACUAAACUCCACGCUGUUAAGUGAGAUAAUUAAAGAUGGCGAUGAACAGCGAGUGAAUAGACUACUGGGUCAAGGAGCAGAUUGUAACACAACAACUUCUGGUGGAGUACCUGUACUGUGUCUGGCUGCUAAAAACAAGCAUUUCGGAGCUUUCAAAGCGCUCACUGCACACGGGUCUGAUCUACAUUCCACGGUGCCGUCUACCCAAGACACAGCACUGCACAUAGCAGUACAACAAGGUUCACAAGACAUUGUCAAGUUCCUGGUAAAACAGGGCGCUGACUUUCAGCGUCCCAACGGUGCCAACAAGUCGCCUCUUGACGUCGCGCGCGAGCGCCAUAAUCAGCGAGCAGUGCAGCUGUUUACUUCCACCAUGGGGUCGAGUUUGUUAGGGAUGAAAUGAUGAGUUCUUCCUUGCAAUGACUCGAUCCACUAAUAUUGGGAGGAAUUCUGGAGAGAAGAUUUCGCAUAGAUUAAAUUAUUGCUAACAGUUGUUUUAUGUUUGACUGAUGACAAUAUUCUUUUAUCAAUAUUAUUUUAUCGACAUAUUCUGACAGCUCAUUUUAAAACCUACAGCGUGCUCACGUUUCAAAACAUGAUAUCAUCAGUAUUAACUUUUUACUUAAUGUUAAAUCUUCAUCUCUUGAAAAGUUGAUGUAUCAUAAAAAGUAGCAAUAUAAUAUAUUCUUGUUUAAAGAAGUUAAUAGUUAGGAAACUGAAUGAAAAUCACAAUCUCUUUACUUUAUAUUAUAGUAACUUAAUUAAAUUAAUUUGUAUUUAGCUUGUACAUACACUAUUUAGUAUUUAUAGUAUUUAUCAUAAAGGCCAUUGAUAACUGGUCGGAUUUUGUAAAUUUACUGUAAAUAGCACGAUUCUGUUUUAGAGGCUGGGUGUUUUAUAUUCACGUCAUUAUUUUUAGAGAGAGAGAGAGAGUGAGAGAGAGAGAGAGAGAGAGAGAGAGAGAGAGAGAGAGAGAGAGAGAGAGAGAGAGAGAGAGAGAGAGAGAGAGAGAGAGAGAGAGAGAGAGAGAGAGUGAGAGAGAGAGAGAGAGAGAGAGAGAGAGAGAGAGAGAGAGAGAGGGGGAGAGAGAGAGAGAGAGAGAGAGAGAGAGAGAGAGAGAGAGAGAG